AAUAAUGGCGACCGGUUAGAUACUCAGCGGCUCCCGGUCCAAACACAGCGCUCACCCAGCACACACCUCCGGUCAGCUAGCGGCGGACCGAGCAGAGGACCGCGGAGCGGGGAGACCACGUUAAGCGGGGAUAGCGGCGCCGGGACUCGGGGACUUUUCUACCGGGUGAAAGAUGGAGGAACACCCCGGCGGAGGAGGAGGAGGAGGAGGGGUGGGAAUGGCCGCCCCGAGGCAGCCUCCCCCGCCGCAGCCAGGGAACAACAACAGCGCUAAUCCGCCGAUGGGAGCCGGGGGGACGGAUGAGGUGCCCCGGCCGCAGCAGUACACCAUCCCCGGCAUCCUGCACUACAUCCAGCACGAGUGGGCCCGGUUCGAGAUGGAGCGGGCCCACUGGGAGGUGGAGCGGGCCGAACUGCAGGCACGGAUAGCAUUUCUCCAAGGAGAGAGGAAGGGGCAGGAGAACCUCAAGAAUGACCUUGUUCGGAGAAUUAAAAUGUUAGAAUAUGCACUAAAGCAGGAGAGAGCAAAAUACCACAAGUUAAAAUAUGGAACAGAACUCAACCAGGGAGAAGUGAAGAUGCCUAGCUUUGAAGCAGAAGACACCAAAGACUCUGAGGUCUCUGCUGUUCCUGCCAACAGUCAGCUGACCUGGAAACAAGGAAGACAACUGCUCAGACAGUACCUCCAGGAGGUGGGUUAUACAGACACCAUCCUAGACGUGCGCUCUCAGAGAGUGCGCUCCUUGCUGGGUCUGUCAUCCUCGGAGCAGAACGGCUCUCUGGAAAACAAGAACCUGGAACACAUCCUGAAUGGAACAGACUCCCCCAGCAAGAGGAGAGACCAGGAACUCAAGAGGAGUCCAGGUGACGUCUUGGAGACGUUUAAUUUCCUGGAGAAUGCUGAGGACAGCGAUGAAGAUGAGGAUGGAGACCUAAUGGAUGAUAUCAACACUGACAAACAUCCCCGCUCCAAAAAACACAGGACCAAGGUUUGUAACGAGGGCUUGGCUUCUGAUCUACCAGAGGACACAGAGGAGGCACUGAAGGAGUUCGACUUCCUGGUGACAGCUGAGGACGGAGAAGGAGCAGGAGAGGCCAGGAGCUCUGGAGACGGGACGGAGUGGGCUGAGCCCCUGCCGUUUCCAUCAGGUGGCGGCAAGUCUUUCCUGUUGGGGGGGUCAGAGGACGUCCUAGAGAGCGUGCUGGGGCUGGGUGACCUGCUUAACCUCACAGUUGCCAACGACGACACGGACUACAGCUAUGAUCUGCCGUCCAGUAAGGAGUCUACCUUCAGGAAGACGUGGACUCCGAAGUUCACCCUACGCAGCCAUUUUGACGGCGUGCGGGCACUGGCCUUCCAUCCUGUGGAGCCCUGCCUGCUCACCGUGUCCGAGGAUAACACGCUCAAACUGUGGAACCUCACCAAGACCGUCCCUGCCAAAAAAAGUGCCUCUUUUGACGUGGAACCAAUCUACACAUUCAGAGCUCAUAUUGGUCCAGUGUUGUCUCUGGCAAUGAGCUCCAGUGGAGAGCAGUGUUACAGUGGAGGAAUCGACUCCACCAUCCAGUGGUGGAACAUUCCCAGUUCAAAUGUAGACCCCUACGACACUUAUGACCCCAGCGUGCUGGCAGGGACGUGGACGGGGCAUACGGAUGCAGUGUGGGGAUUGGCUUACAGCGGCAUCAAGAACCGCCUCCUCUCCUGCUCCGCCGAUGGAACGGUCAAGCUUUGGAACCCGCAGGAGAAGAACCCCUGCAUCAGCACUUUCAACACACAGCAGGAGCAUGGUAUCCCCACAGCAGUGGACUUUAACGGCUGUGACCCCGCCCACAUGGUGGCGUCGUUUAGUACUGGAGACGUGGUGGUGUAUGACCUAGAGACUUCCCAGCAUGCACUGGUGCUGAAGGGCCAGGGAGACAGCACUCUACCAGGAGCUAACCAUAUCAAUAAGGUGGUGAGUCACCCAACCUUGCCAGUGACCAUCACGGCUCAUGAGGACAGACACAUCAAGUUCUAUGAUAACAAAUCAGGUAAGGUGAUCCAUGAGAUGGUGGCGCAUCUGGAUGCAGUGACCAGUCUGGCCGUUGACCCGAAUGGAAUCUACCUGCUGUCAGGAAGUCAUGACUGCUCCCUGCGGCUGUGGAACCUAGACAGUAAGACCUGUGUGCAGGAGAUCACAGCUCACAGGAAGAAGAGUGAGGAGGCCAUCUACGACGUGGCCUUCCACCCCUCCAAGGCUUACAUCGCCUCCGCGGGUGCCGACGCCCUUGCCAGGGUUUACAUCUAGAGGAUAGACAGACAGACGGACUGAUGGACAGAGAGCGGGAAUCCACGUACAUAAACACACACACAGACAUACACACACACACACACAGCCCAGGGCUACAGUUAAUACAGACUGACAGACUGACGGAAAAACAGACAUAGACAGGGGGAAAGCCAUGCCAGUCUUUAAACUCAUACACCAAGAUGUUCCUGGCUGUCGCAUCUUGUCCAGGUCCAGAGGAGAGCGAGAUACAGGCAUGCUGACCCCCACCUCAGCGUGCACACACACACACACACACAUGCUCUGUGCCACUCUGAACAAAGAAACUAUACUGAGAGGUUUGGUUCUUGAGCUGGAGAGGACCUCCAUCAGAAGAUUGAACACACACACACACACACUUAUCUGUCUAGCAGGUGAGGUGGUCCAUCCGGCCUCCAGGCUGGCUUCAGACUACCGGACAGAGACAUCGGGAGGAGCCUCGGCCUGUCACUGCAUUCAGGAUGCAGACGGAGCUGUGUGAGCCUGUUGGCUCUGCAAUCAUGUGAUGUUUCUGCAACGCUCCAUAACACUGCAGAGUCCUGAACGCAACUCUGACAACACUACACUUAGAGCUGGCACCAACGCAUGGCUAUCCUCUCCUCUUCUCCUUUCUUCUCCUCCUCCUUCCACUUCUGGAUUUGACGCUCGCCUCACAUCCUUCAGCCGAUGGAUGAGAAGGGAGGAGUGAGGCAUUCUGGGUAUUGUAGCUGUAAGGGGAGGGGGGUUGAUGGAUCUCUAAGUUAUACUACUUUAGUAGUCACUUUUAACAGGUAACCAAACCAGCCAUCAUGGACGUCCUGUUCUGUUGUAAAUGGAACUUCUCCUCCAUCUGGUUGGUCAAACUGUUUGAGGAGGAACCCGUCUUCUGUGGUCCAGAUCGGAUUAUUUAUACAAAACAAUCAGAGCAUCGUGGCGUUUCUUUUACAAAUGUAAGAUUUUAGCUGGUAUUUUAUUAUUAAUGUCAAAGACUACGAAAAAACGUGAAAGAAAAUCUAUCUUGACUUUAGUUUUCCUACCUUUCAUUAGAUGAAAAACCAGUUUGGUCUUUGAUGAAACGCAGAGGACUGGACGAAGUCAGCCUGCUGAUUUUAGCAUCUAGAUGUUUCCUGAUAUCACAGGUUUAUCUUGUGUUGUGUUCUUAGCAGGGCUUUUUGAAGCAUAGUUCCACAGAUCUGGACCUCAGCGGACUGAACAUCAGAUUUUUGGUUUUCAUGGAAUUGCAGCUUGUAUAUCCUUUUGACGAGGUGUUUGCUGAUUGGCUGUCUUUUCUGUUGGUGGAGCUCACUCGUUGACUGCCAUACCUGUCGGGGGCGGGAGUCUGAUGGGAUUAGAGGAUUGGUUAGGAUGAUGACACCUGAGCCCCUGGUGGGCCAAUCCGAGCCCUGCGUUUAAGUCCCACCCACUCUACCAUCAAUGUAGCAAGAAAAGGAAUUGGGUCAAUCAGCUCCAUAUGUUUAGCAUUAGUUAAAUAUUGACAUUUUGUGUGUAAAAUAAAUCUAGUUUUUAUAAUCCUUUUUAUAUAAAUGUAAAGUCUCAUAACAUCACCACAAAUUAUGGUUUUUAAAGGGAAUUGUUCGUUCCCGUCCAAUCCUUCACAAGCAGUUAAUCCCUGCUCUUUUUAACUUCCUGUCGCAUGACACUCUGAAUGCUGCUUUGUUGGCAGGCAUAUGUUCUUCAUGUGACGGGAUCCCAUUAGAAACUAGUCUGAGACUCAGUUUGGAUUCGAGAACUGUAAAUUUAAAUUAAAGACAAGAAAAGAAGAGUUAGAGAGAGCAAAAGAGCCGGGGCAGAAGGAGAAGGCUGCUAGCUCACAGUCCUUUAGCCAAUAGGCUCUUUUCUCAGUGUCCUACGUAAAAUCAACAUCAGUAGCAGUGGUGGCUGGCCAGUAGAGGGCGCUGGGGCGCCGCCCCUUGAAAAUCUACUUAAACAUGUUAAAUAC
Lampris incognitus (smalleye Pacific opah) is the source of this 4244-nucleotide messenger RNA. RefSeq names its product striatin, calmodulin binding protein 3 (gene strn3). NCBI's taxonomy places the organism in Eukaryota, Metazoa, Chordata, Actinopteri, Lampriformes, Lampridae. Gene Ontology annotation, cellular component: dendrite. The transcript is spliced from 16 exons. The record is from RefSeq and is a predicted model, not a curated record. Gene Ontology annotation, molecular function: protein-containing complex binding; armadillo repeat domain binding; protein phosphatase 2A binding. The coding region runs from base 173 to 2287 and encodes 704 amino acids.